Molecule: messenger RNA, 1057 nt
Organism: Rubroshorea leprosula
Lineage: Eukaryota; Viridiplantae; Streptophyta; Magnoliopsida; Malvales; Dipterocarpaceae
Source: the annotation of a GenBank genome assembly
CAUAACCGAAAAGGCCCGCCCUUUCUCAAUAUCCCAAGUCACCGCGAUGUCCGCUACCGCGACACGACUCCGCCGUCUCGCUGCCUCCACCGCCGCAAUCGCUGCCGUAGCUGGAGGCGGUGUAAUACUCUUCUCCUCUGUAUCGGCUAAUGAACGCGGCGGUGGGCCAGCUUUGGAGGCUAUGAGGCGGAGGAUAAACGAUCCGACCAUCCUCGUCCCGUCGCGCGCGGUACAGGAGUCCGCUCUCAUCGGUUCCAGCUCAGCCAACCCUCUCGACAUCCUCGUUAUUGGGGGCGGCGCCACCGGCUCUGGCGUUGCUCUCGACGCUGCCACUAGAGGCCUCCGCGUCGGCCUCGUUGAGCGAGAGGAUUUUUCAUCGGGCACAUCUUCGCGGUCCACUAAGCUAAUCCACGGAGGGGUCCGGUACUUAGAGAAAGCAGUCUUUAACCUUGACUAUGGUCAACUGAAGCUUGUGUUCCAUGCACUUGAGGAGCGCAAACAGGUUAUUGAUAAUGCACCACACCUAUGCCAUGCUUUGCCAUGUAUGACACCCUGUUUUGAGUGGUUUGAAGUAUUAUACUACUGGGUGGGCUUGAAAAUGUACGAUUUGGUAGCAGGACCACGCCUGUUACAUUUGUCUAGAUAUUAUUCUGAGAAAGAGUCUAUUGAGCUUUUUCCCACUCUUGCAAGAAAGGGUAAAGAUAGAAGGUUAAGGGGCACAGUCGUUUACUAUGAUGGGCAGAUGAAUGAUUCACGCCUUAAUGUUGGACUAGCUUGCACUGCUGCAUUAGCUGGUGCAGCAACACUUAAUCAUGCAGAAGUUGUAUCUUUUCUUAAAGAUGAGGCUUCCGAGCGGAUAAUUGGUGCAAGGAUUCGAAACAAUUUAUCAGGAGUGGCUUUUCUCAAUUCCUCACCCCCUUCUCAAUUCUCUAGUCUUUGAUUUGUCUUCUUUCUUGUUGUUUUGCCAAAUGCAAUAAGUUUGUCUAGAAACAAUGGAAGAACUAUGAGAGUGAAAAAUGCAUUUAAUGGCUUUAGCUAAUGAAUUUUUGAUUAUCUG